This is a messenger RNA of Stegastes partitus (bicolor damselfish), 9507 nucleotides long. RefSeq names its product WIZ zinc finger b (gene wizb). Gene Ontology annotation, cellular component: nucleus. Bases 619 to 6906 code for a protein of 2095 amino acids. The transcript has 17 exons. Gene Ontology annotation, biological process: regulation of transcription by RNA polymerase II. NCBI's taxonomy places the organism in Eukaryota, Metazoa, Chordata, Actinopteri, Pomacentridae. Gene Ontology annotation, molecular function: RNA polymerase II cis-regulatory region sequence-specific DNA binding; DNA-binding transcription factor activity, RNA polymerase II-specific. The record is from RefSeq and is a predicted model, not a curated record.
GUUAAUUUAAAUGGCAACACCUGAUGUGAAUGUUUCACAUAUUUACAUAAAAUACUCUGAUUACAUUGUGUGGCGACAUGCCGACGCUGCUCCGCGGUGCGUUUGAUUUAAUCGUGAUUUGUUCGCUUUUAAUAUGCGGUAUUUUUUUUUUUUUUUAAUUUUUUUUUUUUUUUAACAUUAACACGCCCACAGCGCAGAAUUACGAGCAUAAACAACGCGGUCGUAAAAGUUGAACUUAUUAAACUUGCCCCGGUGGGUUACUCGAAACUCUUCUCGUCGCCCUCCCCGUCGACGUUACGUACGCAGCCGUGGCGUGCCUGCAAGCCAAAUAACAUGGAGUCCUCUGCCUGGCAUCUCCAAGGGAUCCAUGCAAAGACCUGAGCAGCGGUUCAAAACGCCAACUUUUUGUCCAUGGGAGCAGUCCGAGCCUCUUGCGAGCAUCGUCGCGGGACGUAAAGCUUCAGCUCCGUCCUCAAACUAUGACGAACGGCGCUUAGAAGAGGCAGCCUUCCCCCCUCUGCGAUCCGCAAACCAGGCCGAUUUCAAAGGAGAGGGAGGCUGCACCAUGUAGGCGGGCUGGUCGCCAGCGGGACUCCAUACUGCUCUCUGGGGGGGACCAUGGAGCCAGAAGGGCAGCCCCUAACCCCAGGGACCAGCUAUGGGCCCCCAGCCUUCAACUCAGCACAAAACCCGGUCAGCCCCACCUUCCUCAACUGCACCUUAGAGUCCUCAUGUUCUCCAAACCUGAGAGACGGCCUGAUGCCUGGCAAACGCCCGUGGGGCCCCGCUGGUGUAGACGAGUCCUCCGAGCCCACUGAAGGCCCUCAGCUCGAGUCAGGGAGGAGUGCACAGAGGAAAUUCAAGUCCUCAGCCUUCCCUUCCUCCCUAAGCUGGGACUCUGACUCUGAGAAGGAAACGAUAGAUGAGGAGGAGCUACAGAACUUUUCUAACCCUCACGGUCUGGCUGCUCACAGCCCAGGAUCUCCUUCUUCUGGACUCAGACCUGAUUGUGAAGAUGACCGAGUACCCGAAAAAAUGCAGCACUUCCAUAGUAGGACUGAGACAUCUUCCCCCGUGGAGGGGCACAAGGACAACAACGAGAGCACAAAGAAAGAGGAGCCAAAAACAUCUCAGCUUGGCCAAACAGAAUUGGCAGACAGCAAAGUCUGGAAUGUAUCAAAGGGAGCUGAGCCAUUUCUGUCCAAAGUAAAACCAAAGGAAGGUUGCCAAAUGGAGGAGGAGGCGGACAACGGUGACGGAGAGAAAAGGCCCAAGGGAAAGGAAACCAAGGAGCCGGAGAGAGAUGUGUACACCUUCCCUGGAGACUCAGAUCCAGAGAGUCCCCCUCCUGCCCCCUGGGCUCAUUGCACAUUCAUUCAGCGGUGCAGAAAGAAGAGGGUGCUGCUCAGGCCCUUCUCCGGACUUGGCACCCUGAAGCGCACAUCGCCUGAGACUGGCAAGUUAGCAAGACUGAGUCCUCAGAAAUCCAAAACCGCUGAGACCGCACAGCUGAGUCGAGGUGGAGGGGUUUAUGAUUUUGAGGAGGUUAGCUUUGGAGACGGAGACGUGGAGCCGAUAAAGUUCAGAGGCAGAGGUGGGACAAAAAGAGACAAAGAGCAGGAAGAAGAAGAAAGCGAGUUGGAGCCAGGCAAAGAUAUCUUCACCUGCGUGGAGUGUAGCAUUUACUUCAAAAAGCAGGUCCACUUGCAGGAGCACAUGGUCGAGCACUGUCAGACCGGCGCAGGCGGCGGACGGCGUGUCGGAAAAGGCGGUCGUUUCAGGUGCGUUGAGUGUGGAUGGAAUCUGCCGAACCGACUCGCGCUGGCGGACCACCACAGAAAGCACCAGGAGUCCCGUCUGAAGAUCCUGGAGGAGAUUGAGAAACUGAAUGAAAACGGGAAGGCGAGAGAAAUUCAGACACUGGACAGUAAGGUAGUGAAGCAUAUAAGCGCAGACCCAGAAACGGUUAAAUCUCCACCUCUGUCCCCGGCAGCACCAGUUUCUACUCCGGACACAGACCCUGCAGUCCUCGACAUAGACUCAACUCCGCCAAAUUCAGUUCGAACCCCAGCUCAGGCCCGAGCCGUCUCUGCCUACCGCCGCCGCUUCGUCUGCACCAAGUGUAACUUCAGCACAAGAACAUCCCAGGCACUGGCUAAUCACUCCAAGACCCACAACAGAAAAAAGCCCACUCUCCAGCCUGACUCUCCGUCUCCUGGUUCACCCUCAAGUGUGGCAUCCACUUCCCUGGCCUGCGGUCACUGUGCCUUCAUGACCUCAAGUCAAAGCAUACUGAGGGAACACCAGACGCUUGUUCACCCAGGACAGGUGGCCGCCAGCGGGGCACAGGACGAUGAGACCGGCCAGCGUUCACGGUCCAACGGAGGAGCGAGAGUUUCAAAACCCACCGCAGAUUCUGAUUCAGGAUCCCCGCCUGAUGCAGAUCAAGGCAAAAGCCAGCAAGGAGCCUCUGAGGACAGCACAACACCAGACAGCGCGGCAGCUCGGCCCGCCAGCCAGGCGGUCUACAAGUGUGCCGGGAACAGGAGAUUCAGCCGAAGAGGGAAGACUUGGACGGAUCUCACCAAGUUUGAUUCGGUGAUGGAUGAUGACAAGCUGCCUGGGAGCGAAGAGGAAGAGCAGGACCAAGAUCAGAGCAGAGAGCUUAGCAGUGAGCUGUCCCAGCAGGAGGCAAAUUCACCUGUGGGAGUGAAACCGCACACCAGAGCGCGAGCCAACAUAGAUGACAGUUCAUCACAGCAGAGUCCUACACUGUCGCUGCCCCCUAAGAAGAGCGUAAAGGACGAGGACAAGCAGGAACUGGAGAAGGAUGGAAAGGUUUUCUUUUUGAGGAGGAGCGCCAGGGUUACUGCUGCCCCUGCAGAAAUUGACAGUGACGAUGACGACGACGACAUUGACGAGGAACGCGUGCGACGUUUCCUGUCAGAGGGCAUCUUGGAUGAAGACAAAGAUGAGAUUGAUGAGGACGCCGAGGCACUGAAGAGUGUGGAGAGGAAAUGCCCCUACUGCCCCGAUCGAUUUCAUAAUGGAAUUGGGCUUGCCAAUCACGUGAGAGGCCACCUGAACCGGGUGGGCGUCAGCUACAAUGUGCGUCACUUCAUAUCCCCCGAGGAGGUCAAUGCGAUUGAGAAGAAGUUUUCCUAUCAGAAGAAGAAAAAAAAAGUUGCCAACUUCGACCCGGACACCUUCAGCGUGAUGCACUGCGAGUUCUGCAGCGCCGGCUUCGACACCCGGGCCGGCCUGUCCAGCCAUGCCCGCGCCCACCUCCGCGACUUUGGCAUCACCAACUGGGACGUCACCAUCUCCCCCAUCCACAUCCUGAGGGAGCUGUUCUCCAGCAGGCCCGACCUCGUGAUCCCCACGGCUCCCCCUCGGAGCUCUCCAGACGAGGAAGACGAAGAAGAAGAAGAAGAGGAGGAGGAGGAGGAGGAUGAAGAGGAGGAAGAAGAGGAGAAAGACUUUGGCGAGGAAGGGGAGGGAAUCAUUGAGGUAAAGCUGGAGGGGGAGACGAGUGAAAGGACGCUGAGUGCUGCCGCCGUCGCUGAUGCACCGCCUUCAGCAUCUCCACAGUGGAAGAAGAAAGAGGAGCCUGAAGGUGAUGACGAGGAGGCGGCCGAGGAAGACGAUGAGGAGGACUUGCAGCUUUCGGCUCUGAGCUCGAGUCCCGGGAAACCAGGGCUGUGCGGCGCCAACACAGACAGCCUCUCUCCCGGGGAGGAUGCAGACACCAAGGUCCACAACUUGAAGUGUGAGGUGUGCGACGCUCGGUUCGAGACCAGACGUGGACUCUCCAGCCACGCCCGCUCUCACCUGCGCCAGCUGGGCAUCAACGUUUCGGAGAGCAGCGGGGCGCCCAUCGACCUCCUCUACCAAAUAUCCAAGGAGCGCAACGUGGACGGCAAACUGAGCUCAUCUCUUCUGGAGCCGCUUGCAGCCAAGAGCUCCCCUCCGUGUAUUUCCCCGAAAGAUGAGGAGCUAGACGACAUGGACUUAGACGAGAAACCCAUCCCCCUCUCCAUCCUGGCCAAAGUGGCGAAAGCAGUGCCACCCUCGUCCUCCUCUACGCCAACACCUUCUCCUGGUGCCUCUCCAGCGCCGGCUCACUCUGGCUCGCCUUCCUCGGUGGUAAAGAAAGCCCCCAUUUCCUCUUUACUGCCUGUGUCUUCCCCCUUGCGCUCUCCGGAGCACAAGGCCGGGGGAAUGAAAAGCUUGACCAACCUGUCUGCCCCGGCCACCAUGACAGCCACCAAACCGCUCUGGGCGCCGCAGGAGAAUGACGCUCCUCUCAACCUCACUCUGGAGGUAGACCCCACCAAGGACAUUGUUUGUCAGCUGUGCGGCGCCUGGUUUGAGACUCGUAAAGGCUUAUCGAGCCACGCGCGGGCCCACCUGCGGCACUUUGGGGUGGAGUACUCUGAAUCCAAGGGCUCUCCCAUCGACCUCCUGAACCAGCUCAUCGACACCGACGACUUCAAGCACAAAGCCAGUGCACUGCAGCUCGACAGCCACACGGAGCCGCGGGGUCUCACCACCACCACCACCACCACGCUCUCCUCCCCAAAGCAACCCCUGCUGACGCUCUCCUCCUCUUCCUCUUCAUCGCUCCUCUACAAGGUGACCACAAGCGGGAGUGGGUCUACGUCCAAAGCUACCUCUUCCUCUGCCUCGUCGUUACUUGGCCCACCUGCCAAGCGUCUCAAGUCCUCUUCCAUGCAGGUCUUCCGCCUCAGCAGUGGGGAGCUCAUGGCACUUCCACACAGUGAACCUCCAAAGGAAAUAGGCUGUGAAUUCUGCGGAGAAUAUUUCGAGAAUCGCAAAGGGCUUUCCAGUCACGCCCGCUCCCACUUGCGCCAGAUGGGCAUCACCGAGUGGUCCGUCAACGGUUCCCCCAUCGACACCCUGAGGGAGAUCAUCACAAGACGGGGUCUGCCUUGCGCCCUUCCCAUAAAACCUCUCAAAACCCCUCCUCCAUCCUCCCCGGGACCCCCUCGUUCCCCUCUGUCGGCUUCCUCGUCUCCUUCAGCCACCCUCCUCAGUCGCCUGCCCUUCGCGUUCGCCCGGCCCUCCAGCCCUCCUCAGUCUGCCGUGUCAAAGUCGAGCUCGGCUCAACCGACGUCCCCGAGUGGGCAGAUUCUCAAGAUGAAGCCGGAGCCGGUGCAGCUGGAAGUCACCGCGCCUGGAACUGUGGGGAGGUCUGGAGGCUUUUCUGCUGAAUCUCUCAACUCCAGCUGGAGCAGCUCUGACAGCGUGUUCCCCCUCAACUUAGCCAUGGCCCAUGAAGUGGAGCCGACGAGGGAUAUUCGCUGUGAGUUCUGUGGGGAGUAUUUUGAGAAUCGUAAAGGGCUCUCCAGCCACGCCCGCUCCCACCUGCGGCAGAUGGGCAUCACGGAGUGGUCGGUCAACGGCUCGCCCAUCGACACCCUGAGGGAGGUCAUGCACAAGAGAGGGGUGGGCGGCUCCUCUCGCUCGGACCAGGGCGUGAAGAAGGAGUCGAGCCGUGGAGCCAACAGCCCUCUAUGGGAGAACACGGGAGGCGCCAGCAGCUCAGAGGGUUUGGGCGUUUCGAGUUUUCAGUCCUCCAAGUUCCGUAAAUCUCCUCUCAGUUUGCUGCAGUCGGGCUCCAGGCUCCAUAAGCAGGGUUUGGGGUCCGUGGGAUCAUCUGCUACAUCAUCUGCAGGGAAGUUCUUCAGGAUGUCUCCACUGGGGAAAAGGCCUCUGUCUGAGGAGGCCCAGUCAGUGGAGGCUGCCCACUCAUCGCCACAUCAGCUAAAGACUUUCUCACCCCUUCCACAUGAUUUCUCCUUCAAAAGAAAACCCUCUCCAGACAAGCACGGACACCAAGAUCCCAGUUGUGAACUGUGCGGCUUCUACUUUGAGAACCGCAAGGCUUUAGCCAGCCACGCGCGAGCCCACCUGCGGCAGUUCGGUGUGACUGAGUGGUGUGUAAAUGGAUCACCUAUCGAGACGCUUAGCGCUUGGAUGCGCAGCAGGCCUCAGAAGGUGUUGGAGAUGCACCGGAGCUACAUGCAGGGUAACCGCUCGACCCUCAAGAAGAAGAGCAGCUCACCUCUCACUGCGUCAACGGAUUCUGAUCAUAUCCUCCCCAUCUCAUCGCAGAAGGCCUCCUCUUCCUCCUCCUCCUCCUCCUCCUCUCAGUGGUCGUCGUCUUUGGCCGUGAGCCUGGUGCGGCCUCUGAGCCGCGAGGUCAGCCAGGGCUCUUCCAAGACCGCAGAGGGAGAAGCCGGUACCAACUUCCAGGCCGUUCCCAUCAGGGCCGGCCGGAGCAGCCCCAGCCUCUCGCGGCUCGGCGGCGGCCUCCCGCUUCAGGCACAGGUGGCACGCAGCGAGCUGAACGUCCGCCUGCCCAGAGGUUUCGAGCGUCGGCCCUUGAAGCACCCGUCUUGUCCAGAUGGAGCGGAGAGGGACAGCGGUCCUCCUAAACCCCCGCGCACAGGCACCGUCCCCGCCCUGGUGCCCAAACCUCCCUCCUACCCGCUGGUCAAGCUGGUGGGCAAGUUCUACACCUUGAAGUGCCGGUUCUGUGAGGUGGAGUUCCACGGGCCGCUGUCGGUGCAGGAGGACUGGAUCAGACACCUCCAGCAGCACAUUCUCAAGAUGAACUACAACAAGCCCGCUGCUCCCAAAGCAGGCGCCGCCGACCCCCCCGCUGUGGCCGACGACCCGGCCGUGGUCCAGGCCUCCGCCCCGGCCUCCACCUCUACCUCCAGAACCACCCCGACCCGCACUACAGGUCCCAAGAGCCGCUCCCCGACGCACCAGGCCGAGUGCGCUCCCGCCGUCACUGCCACAGAGAUAGUACAGGUCUCGGAGGAGCAGCCCGCCCUGACUCCGACUCCUAUCCCCCUCCCCACCCAGACGACGUAAGCUCGUGGCCCGCGGUCGCUACGCCCACUUUUUGUGUUGUUUUUUUCUUUUUUCUUUUCCUCCUUCCAGUUUCUAUUCAUCCACCUGUUUCUUUCCUUUGGCCUUCACAAAGUGUUGUUCAGGAGGAGCGUUCUCCCUCCAAAGAGCCCUCUGAGCCCAAGCACCUUUGAAGCAGCUUUCUAGACUGUUACUAAGUCCCGUUACCAUGGGAACGAAGCUCUCCUGGCUUAUCUGCGCUCCGGGGAUGAGUGAUUAUGGGAGGUUAUGAGGAGAGAUGAACUAAUGUUUUGUGUUUGCCUUGUUUUUAUUGAAUGUCCAGGUGUUAACGUGGACCAUUACUGUACCUCUCCCAGCUAUUGGGUGAUUUAGGGGUCGUCGUAGCCCUUUAUCAAACUUUUAACCCCACGUCUACUACAGCUGUUCCCCCCCCUCCUUUAUGAACAUUACUUAGACCUGAGAGAUGUUGACCUUUUCUACCAGCACGCUGGUAGCCCAGGAUCCGGCCCGUUAAGGGUCCUGACUGAGAUUAAACGACGUUUCUAAUCAUCUAGUCUUGUGGUUGAGACUUUAAACAUGUAACACUUAGUGUUAAAAAAACAAACAAAAAAAACAAAAAACGGCACUUUUAAUGUUGACAUUGUCACUCAGCACUUAUUGAAACACCCGUUUGAACGGGUUAAUGUGGACUGACUAAUUCUGAUUGGUUCAAGGAGCAAGAAGUGGAAGCACAGACAAAAAGGGAACUCCCCCCUCUAGGUAACUUUAUGAUGUAAUGCUGUCCCCUACGUAUACAUUUUUUGCUUGAAUGUAGCUUAAAGCACCUAAUAAUACCUUAUAUGCACACAUUCACACACAAUCAAACGUAUGCCCCUUCCUGCGAUGCCAUUGGACGUGAUGCUUCUGCUCCAGCUGCCGUCGUGUCGGCGGCGGUCGAGGCUUCACGUCUCUCCGUUCACAGUGUUGCCAUUUUCUUCCUGCCUUUUUUUUUUUUCUCUCUCUCUUCGAUGUAACCCAAAUUUAUUUAUUUAUUAUUUUUGCAUCUGAAUGUGGUAAGCUAGGUCAUUUAAAAGCUAACGUAUAACUUAGGAAUGUUUGAAAAUAGGUGCGCUUGUUCAAAGGCGCACGACGUGAGUGUGGGUGUUAGUUUGUAUGUUUGUGUACAUACAUAGCGAAAAACGUGCAUUUGUUUUUUGUUUUUUUUUCCCCAUUUUGAGAGAGAAAGACGGAAGUAAACGCGCUUGACGGGAAGACGCCUCCUUAGCUCGAACUGGACUGAACGCGGGAGCUGACCCGUCCGUCUGCCGUAGUCUGAUCAGGACGUAUAUGCAUCCAUCGUCGUGUUAGGAUGUGCCAAAGAGUCUGUUUACUUCCUGGUCUUGCCUCUGUAAGAGCUGUUUACAUUGGACCUGAUGGUGGAGGAAACUCUGCACAGCUACCGAGUUCCCCGAGGCCCCCUCUCCUCCCCAGAACAAUGGACUUGAACCGGCGGUGAUCUGCAUCCACUACACGCACCGUUGAGUUCCUCCCCUCUCCAGUUUUAAAGACUCGGGCUACCGGAGCGGCUUCAUGGGACUCACGUUGUUACUGUAGGGUUAGAUUAUUCCAAUUAAACACGAACACAAACCAAACUUGAUUUCAAGCAGGGCUCCUGAGAGAACUGUCGGCCCUCAGUCCAAAUACAGAAACACGUCUGACCUCGGCCUCCCGAGGCUGAAGUCUGCCGGCUGUGGUUCUUUUUACGUCGCUUCGGUGUGUUCGUAUCAACCGAGAGCUGAAGCAUCACCUAAAGGGUCCAUGUAGUUCUGGCAACCUUUUGAAGUUUGUUCCAGUGUUGGCCAUGUUUGAAACAUGACUGUUCGAUCCAAACCCCGACCCUUUUAUGGAGUAUAGAUACAUACUAUAUAACUACAUGUACUUAAGAAGCUGUUGAUGCUAGUAGAGCCGUCAGCAGUUCUAUUAGCAAGGUAGUUGAAAAAGAAGUGAUCUUAAUUCCUCUAUCGUGAUUUUUGAUUUCGACAUUUGAUGCUAUGUAUUUUUUAUUGCUCUGUGCAUUUCUGUAUUUGCAGUCCCGCAAGGUGAAUCUUAGAGUAUUUUUUAUUUUAUCUGUUAGUCUCUCCAAGCUGAAACUUUUUGGUGCUGGCGAGAAUGUUGCUGGUCGGUGAACUGAACGCGAGGAUAACAUUUUAAUGUGAUUGUCACGUCCUGGUAUCAAAGGACUCUAAUAGGCAGGCCUUUAAAGGGGACCGCGUUUGCAAGGUGAGACGCCAGCCUCCCUCUCUGCAGCCACAGAGUAACAAAGACGCCGUCGGAGGCCUCUCGGAGGUCUGUGGCUGCGUUGCCGCGCGAGACGUGAAUCGGAGCGCCGGUGCAUCGGAGCUCCCCUUUAGGAUCACCUGACUCAAGCCUCAGCUGGUGUAACCGGCUGUUUUCGUGUGGAUGCGAGCGUGCGUGAGUGUGCGAGUGUGUUAAAAAGACGGUGAGACGACAAUGAAAACUAAGAAGAAAAAGACGCAGUUGAAGAAAGAACCGUACUGUACACAAAGGGUUAAGUUUUAAGUGAAUCAACUCCAGAACAAACAAUAAAUGUGAUUUCAAAUUUCA